This is a messenger RNA of Myripristis murdjan (pinecone soldierfish), 2816 nucleotides long. Its product is annotated as ras-related protein Rab-6A. The record is from RefSeq and is a predicted model, not a curated record. Bases 287 to 913 code for a protein of 208 amino acids. Gene Ontology annotation, molecular function: GTP binding; GTPase activity. NCBI's taxonomy places the organism in Eukaryota, Metazoa, Chordata, Actinopteri, Holocentriformes, Holocentridae. The transcript is spliced from 8 exons.
GAAGUGCGGUGGCCCAGGGCAGGCUGGCUAGGCGGUGGGCUAGACAUGUCAGAGCACUGACAGUCAUCCGCAGGAGUUACCGAGUUACCCAAAAGUGUGUGAAAGCCUAGAGCAGCGUCCGUGGAAAGCGAUCCGACGCCAGGUUGCCCUUUAGAGACAGUUGGCAAACCAGCAAACGUUACGGAUCCCAGUCUUUUUGAUCUUUGCCAACAACUGGUUAGCUAGCGUUUAGCUGGCUAGCUGGUGAGCUCACGAAAAGUAACGUCAAAGCUUGUUUUAUACAGUCAUGUCUUCGGCCGGAGACUUCGGAAACCCCUUAAGGAAAUUUAAAUUAGUCUUUCUCGGGGAGCAGAGCGUGGGAAAGACUUCACUGAUUACCAGGUUCAUGUAUGACAGCUUUGACAACACCUAUCAGGCUACGAUAGGAAUCGAUUUCUUGUCGAAAACCAUGUACCUUGAAGACAGAACAAUCAGGUUGCAGCUGUGGGACACGGCGGGACAGGAGCGUUUCCGUAGCCUCAUCCCAAGUUACAUCCGAGACUCUGCUGCUGCCGUUGUAGUGUACGACAUCACAAACGUCAACUCCUUCCAGCAAACCACAAAAUGGAUUGACGAUGUUAGAACGGAGAGAGGAAGUGAUGUCAUCAUCAUGCUGGUGGGAAACAAGACAGACCUUGCAGACAAAAGGCAAGUAUCUAUUGAAGAGGGUGAGCGGAAAGCCAAAGAACUAAAUGUAAUGUUUAUUGAGACUAGCGCUAAAGCGGGCUACAAUGUGAAGCAGCUUUUCCGGCGUGUGGCAGCUGCCCUCCCUGGCAUGGACACCACUCAGGACAAGAGCAGAGAAGACAUGAUCGAUAUAAAACUGGAGAAGCCACCAGAACAGCCCGUCAGCGAAGGAGGCUGCUCCUGCUAAUGCCAGUCUCUGUCACUCAAUAUUUCUCUCUUUGGCUUACUUCUCAAACCCGGUCUUUUUUCUGUACUGUACCCUUCAGUAUGCCCAACUCUGCUCCCCCCAGCCUGAAAGAGAACACUACAUCCGUUUUCCUGCUGUUGUGGAAACCUGCUCUCUCAUUAGGAUGCCCUGAAAGUCAUAAUUCACUUCAGGAGAGUAUUUUCAUUUUAGUGCACAUACAUCGAUGUGACUCAUGAAUGACCACCCUCUGACAUUUGGCUGCACUGGGAAACGGUAUUCACAGCUUGAUCUCGGCCGCCUUUUACUGAGUUCUUGUUAUCAAUAUUUCAAAAAGGUGAAGAUGAUGAUGGAGGCAGGAGAACAGAGGAAAAUCUGAGUCACUGUGCUGCAUAUUGUGUCUGAAUAUGGUGUUUUGGGCCAAAAUAACAGCAAGAGAGUGAUAUCACUGUGAAUACCUGGGGCAGCAGAAGGUGUGGUUCAUGAACUCAAAUUGGUGUGUGCUGAGAAAAAAAAAGUGAAAAUGCUCUUCAGAAUAAGUUAAAUAUUGCUUCAAGCUUAAUGAGCACACUGUGGAUGUGAUGUGCAUUUGUUUUGCAGUCAGAGUGUAAUUUGUGCUGUUGCAGUGAAAUGGCAAGUAUCCAUUAAUGAAUGAUGUUAUUUUUCAGAAAAUGCACCCCCCCCCCCCCCCCCCCCCCCCCUUUUUUUUUUUUUUUUUUUUUGGUUUGGAAAUGUUUAUAAAGUUGUGCCGAAGCAAUUGAACAUACGGAAUUGAGUUCAAUGUUGAGUCAUUGGCUGUACGCCCACGAUUCAAGUGAAGUUUGAGGUGGCAGCUGAGAGCCUAUUUUAAACUGACUUCGAGCUGAGAGCUGCCUGUCUGCUAACAAGCUCCAGCAGCACAGCCAUAGUUCUCCCACCACCUACCAGCAUGAUAACAAUGAGUCAACAUACAGAAACCGCACCACCACACACCACUGCACGGUAACAGUGCCAGCACAACAACAUGACACCUACUACAAGGGCAACAAUAUCAUCAUACCAUCCACAUUGCCGUCCUUUCUUUUUUUUUCCUCUUCCCACACUUGUUCUGUUAAAGCCACCUUUACCUUGGCUGCCAUUUUCUAUUAUCUUUUUUUAGAUCCUUUUUUUUUUUUUUUUUUUUUCUAAAGACUAUAACUAUCAUAGAGGAAAAGAUAUUGCUUUGAUGAUUAGUGUUUGAGAAAAAUAUUUUCAUAUAAGAGUCAUAAUCAUUACAAAACCCACCCAUAAACAUUAGAUGUGGAGACAUGCCUUUUGACGUUUAAUUAUAGAGGGCUGCUUUGGCUUUGGGUUUAUCUAGUUUUGUUAUGUUUGGUGUGAAGUUUUAUGAACACUUCACACAUUUUGUUUUCUUUUGCUUUUGUCGUUUUUUGUUUUUGUUUGUUUUGGCUUUGAUCUUUUGUUAGUGAUUAUUCUACAUGUGUAUUUAAUCCACAAUGACUUGUAAUAUUUAUUUCUACUGGGUUCAUGUUUCCUUUUUUUAUGGCUGUUAAUAUUUUCACUUUGGGGGAUGAGUCCUACAUCGCUAAUAAAAUAUGCAUCCAUCUGGAACACCUUCAUAUAAUCAGACACCGAGGUGCUCGUCCUGUUUCCUCUCCCGCCUCUCAAUGCCGGUUUGAUUACACUGAUGAUACAGUGCAAUUUUUGUGUGUACUUAACAGAGGAAAGUCCAACAAUUUUUAUUGCUUCUAUGGUCCUUAAUGUUGUCUGGAAUGGUUUUAAAUGGAAGAAUAAAAGUACACUUGUCACUGCUGCUGGAAUUCAUCAGUGUCUUAUUGAUAGCUGUAAGAUAGCUCUGCAUUCACUGACUCAAAUGUCUUUUUUGAUGUCUGGAUUAUCAAUAAAUGAUAGACAAUGAAAGCUGCAA